AUGGGCGUAUCCUUUCGGGAGGAAUUCCGGUGCAGGAAGUUCCUUUUUGAACACACCCAGCUGUACCUGUUUGUCAGAUCACAGUGGCGCAUUCCUCACUGGCUUUACGUUUCCUGGAGGUUGUUCUGGGCAGGAUGGAACUUUGCUUGGAUCGUCUACAGCAUCAACUUAACAGUAGAUGCAGCACCGUACCCGGGUGCCGGGGCCAAGUGGUUGAUAUACCUCACCAACCUCUCCUAUCUCCUUCUGACUGUCCAGAGCAUCCUCCAUGCAGUGACUGUUGUCUCGUACAUGUGCCCACAGAAAAACAAAGGCUCACUGGAAUCUAUACAAGGAAGCAUCCCCUGGUACCUGAAGCCCCUUUGGUUGCUGACAAGUGUGGUGUUUAACACGGCCAUUAUUGUAACUGUUUUGUACUGGAGCCUGGUGUUUACAGGAGAACUGGACAACAUCGUAACUGUCAUGGUUCAUGGAGUCAACACACUGUAUGUGCUGACAGACAUCUUUGUCAUUGCCACACCAGUUCGCCUGCUGCACUUUAUCUACACUAUCAUAUUUGGCGGAAUAUACAUCAUAUUCACUGUCAUCUAUCAUUUAGCCAAAGGUACAGGGUUAUCAUCAGAACCAUACAUCUACACAGCUUUAGACUGGUCAAAGCCUGGUCCAGCUGUUGGCGUUAGCCUCGGAUCUUUGUUGGUGGCGCUGCCCUUUAUUCACUUGCUCCAGUUUGGGCUCUACACGCUGAGAAUCUACAUCCUGGAAAAGUGCAGAUGCUGUACAAGUUGUGCAGAGGAUGAUGUUAGAUGUAGAUGCUGCACGAGGAAAGUAGAUUCAGGGAACGAAGAAAUGGUUGAAGCUGUUUAG
Molecule: messenger RNA, 864 nt
Organism: Candidula unifasciata
Lineage: Eukaryota; Metazoa; Mollusca; Gastropoda; Stylommatophora; Geomitridae
Source: the annotation of a GenBank genome assembly